AUGACAAACCCUGAAGCAAAACAAGAACAAAACAUCAACCAGCCAGAAAUCCCUGACCACUCGGCUAUAAUUCCUAACCAAAUCCUUGAACCCCAACCAGCCUUGUUAAAAAGGGAAAUGAGCAAACACAGGGUGAUGAGCUCAAGAGUCCUCGGAGAGGAUACCGAAAAAGUAAGAGAUGAGAUCUCAAUAGGAGAAUUUGAAGGGGAUCAAAUCCUUAAAAUACAAUGCUCACAAAAUGAAGAAUACUCAAAAGUCCUUGAAAGAAGUGUGGUAGGGGUGGCCUGUCCCUAUACCCCAGCAGAUGUAAUCAUGGAGCACAUCCUCUCGGAGGGAGUGAACAAUCUAUCAAUCCAAACCAUGGGUGGAAUGCUACAUUUAAUUACGUUUGAAUCAUUAGAGGAAAAGGAGGCUAUGCUGAAAUGUGAGUGGUUACUCAGAUGGUAUCAAGAUCUCAGAAAUGUGAACAGUCGAAGCGCAUCGCUAUGGAGAGAAACAUGGCUAACAAUCUAUGGAGUUCCGCUGAUUGCUUGGAGUUACGAAACAUUUUACAAUAUUGGUUGUAUUUACGGGAAAGUCUUGUCAGUUGACUAUUCAAGGAAAGAUCUUGGGAGAAUCAUGAUCUUAUCUGAUUGUUUUUUCACAAUAAACAAUCCAAUUCUAAUUGAAGUCAAUGGGAAAGUAACAAAAGUCUUCGUAGUGGAAGAACCCCAAAUUCACUCCCACAAAAAAGAUUCUGGAUGCUUUGAAGUCAAACAAGAUGUUGACAUUUCAUCGGAUCAGAGUUUGUCUGAUGAUGAAAAGAUGGAUGAUGGUGACAUUCCAGUAGCAGAACCAGAACGUGACAUCAGCAAACCUCCAUUAACAGCAGACCAAGAGACAAGGGGUAAUGAUGGGUCUGGUAGCCCAAUCAUCUCUCUGGGAACCACAAAUCAACCACCUAUCAUUAACUCUCCCUUGAUUAAUCUACCGCCGAAAUAUCCCACUCCCAAUGUUCCUCUUGGGAAUAGAUCCCCAGCCAACUCCCCUACUGAAUCAAAACUCGAAUGCGUCUCUGAAAAGAUGAUAUUUUCAAUAUGGAAAUAUCCAGACAUAGAAUUUAUUUUUAGUCCAUCAGAUGGAAGUUCUGGGGGUCUCAUCACAGUGUGGAGGAAUUCUUUUUUCUUGAAAGAUAGCACACGGAUAGAGAGGAAUUGGACUGCGAUAGAAGGCACCCUUUUAUCCGAAAAUUUUCAUUGCAUGCUAGUAAAUAUCUACAACUCAUGUGAUAGUGACUUGAGAGCUCUGACUUGGAAAGAGAUUGAAAAUCAUUGCUCCAGUAUUAAACUACCAUGCUUAAUUAUGGGGGAUUUUAACGAAAUACUAGAUAGGAGCGAUAGAGGAAGUGGGUGCAUUGAUCCUGCUGGUUCCCUAGCCUUCAAAACCUUCAUAUCGGACCUGCAAUUGUUAGAAAUCAAUGCGGUUGACGGUUGGUUCACAUGGUUUAGAGGGGCAUCUAAGAGUAAGCUAGACAGAUGUUUUGUUCAAACUGAAUGGAUAGCCGCAUUCCCGAACCUCAAAUCUUCCAUCCUCAAAAGAAACCUCUCAGACCAUUGUCCUCUCCUAGCCCAUUCUCAUGAAAUCGACUGGGGGCCCAAACCAUUCAGAUUUAUCGAUGCCUGGCUAUCACAUAAAGGAUGUUUGGAGGUUGUAGAAAAAGCCUGGAAAGAAGCCAUUGAUGUGCCCAUAAUGGAAAAAUUAAAGACAGUUAAAAAGGAGCUUAAAGCAUGGAACAAGCAGGUUUUUGGCAACAUUGAUGACAAAAUCUCAUCCCUUGAACAGGAGAUUCACAAGUGGGAUAGCCUAGCCAAUUCGCGGGACCUAAUGGAACCUGAAUUAAAGGAAAGAACCUGGGCUCAAGGGGAGCUAUGGGAUUGGCAUAAAAAAAGAGAGAUGCUUUGGGCACAAAAAUCCCGCGUACAAUGGCUAAAGCUUGGUGACAAGAAUACCAAAUUCUUUCAUAUAUGUGCAUCAGUCCGAAGAUCCAAGAACAAUAUAUCUUCGCUUCAGCUCAAUGGAGUGAAAGUCUCCAACCCGGAAUCUAUCAAAAAGGAAGCUGUUAGCUUCUUUAAAGAAUUAUUCAAAGAAGAACCCUUUCCCAGACCUACCUUCUCGGGUCUUGAUUUUCCAAAAUUAUCAGUGGUCCAAGCCGAAAAUCUUGUAGCGCCCUUCUCUCUUGAGGAAAUUGAUAGUGCAGUGACAGCAUGUAACUCAAAAAAGGCCCCUGGGCCUGAUGGUUACAAUUUUGGAUUCAUCAAAGCGGCCUGGAAUAUUAUUAAAACUGACGUUUAUUUACUUGUGCAGGAAUUUUGGCAAACAGGAAAGCUUCCUAAAGGAAGCAAUAUGGCUUUCAUCACACUCAUCGCAAAAAUAAAAAAUCCGAAUGGUUUUAAGGAUUACAGACCUAUUUCCAUGGUGGGCAGUAUUUACAAGAUAAUAGCAAAGCUUUUGACCCAGAGGUUGAAACAGGUGAUGAGUUCGCUGGUUGGGCCGCUUCAAACCUCUUUUAUUGAAGAUAGGCAAAUCUUGGAUGGAGCUCUAAUUGCUGGUGAACUCUUUGAUUCGUAUAAACGCAAUAACAAGAAAGCAAUAUUUCUCAAGAUUGAUUUCCACAAAGCCUUUGAUAGCGUUUCAUGGGCCUUUCUGGAAUGGAUUCUUGCACAAAUGGGUUUCCCUCCUCGUUGGUGCAAGUGGAUCUCAGCAUGUGUCACCUCCGCAGCGGCAUCGAUUCUCCUUAAUGGAUCCCCAACAGCCCCAAUCAAGCUUCAACGGGGUCUCCGGCAAGGAGACCCUCUCUCCCCCUUCCUAUUUGUGUUAGCAGUAGAGGUGUUGAAUUUAAUGGUUAAAAAAUCAACUGAGUUGAACAAGUGGACGGGAUUAGAAAUUACUAAAGGAGGCUCCACUUUGACGCACCUCCAGUAUGCCGAUGAUACAAUUCUCUUCUCCCCGCCUAGUGUCAAAUCACUCCUCAAUAUCCGGAACACCUUACUGCUUUUUCAAUUGGCAUCGGGAUUAAAAAUAAACUUUCACAAGAGCGAGAUUUUGGGAAUCAACAUUCAUGACUCGUGGCUAAGCAUGGCGGCAGCAAAGUUGUGUUGUAGGGUAGGGAAAUUCCCACUCAUCUAUUUAGGGCUCCCAAUUGGAGGAAGCAUUUCUAGGCUCAAGCUAUGGGAUCCCAUAAUUGAGAGAAUGAAAUCGAAGUUAGCAACUUGGAAAGGCAAAUUAUUAUCAAUUGGGGGAAGGCUCACCUUGAUCAAAUCAACUUUGUCAAGUCUCCCAAUGUAUUUCAUGUCCAUCUUUCCCAUACCAAAAGGGGUGGUGGAGAAAAUAAAUAGAAUCCAAAGGAGUUUCUUCUGGCAUGGUGGGGUGGAUAAAAAAGGCGGCGCACUGAUUAAAUGGAAAAUUCUUCAACUACCGAAAUUGAUGGGAGGGCUGAAUGUGAGCAAUCUGGCAGACAGGAAUUUGGGCCUUCUCCUCAAAUGGGUCUGGCGCUAUUGUAGCGAGCCCAAGUCUCUAUGGAGACUCCUAGUACAAGAAAAAUAUAAAUAUCCUCACAUUAUGAAUAUGGCAGAUUUUCAAACAAUCAAUCAUGGGGGCCCUUGGAGAACAAUCUGCAACCACCUACAUAGCCACCCAGCUUCACUGAGAUUAUUAAAAUCAGCCUCAAGGGUCACAGUGGGAAACGGGGAAGACACACAUUUUUGGCACAGUAUAUGGCUCUCGAAUGAGCCCCUGAAAUAUAAAUUUCCAAGGCUCUUCCGGAUUUCGGGCCUUCCAUUUGCCUCAGUAGCAUCAAUGGGCUUUUGGGAAGGCGGCAUCUGGCAAUGGAAUUUUCAGUGGACUAGAUCUUUCCGGCCGCAAGACGAGAUUGAAUGGGCCUCUCUCUCCCGUCUCAUCCAUCAAGUCUCUCUCUCUCCUCUUUCGAAAGACUCGUUGAUCUGGACCCCUAAUAAGGCGGGAAUUUUUUCAGUCAAAUCAGCUUAUGAGGAACUGUCGAAGGAGUACGAGCCUCGCCUGGUAAGGGUUGCAAAAAAACUUUGGAAAAACUUGGUUCCCCCCAGAAUUGAAAUCUUCUUGUGGCUUGCUCUAUUGGAAAAGAUAAACACAAAGGAAAACUUGGUGCGCAGGAAAAUCCUCCCACAUGAGGAAAAUGUUUGCCCGCUCUGUAAUUCGUCUCCGGAAAAUGUAUCUCAUCUUCUCAUACAUUGUCCUUUCUCACAAUGUAUUUGGCAAUGGUGGUGCAACCUAUGGAAUCUCAAGUGGGUUUGGCCAGCCCAUCUAGAACCGGCUUUCUUGCAAUGGGCUUUUCCCGGUAAAAAUAAGUUCUUCAAGAACGUAUGGCAAGCGUGUUUUAUGGUAAUCAUAUGGUCCUUGUGGAAAGAACGAAAUGAACGAAUCUUCAACCAAACUUCUUGUACAACAACCGAAAUCCAGAAUCUCAUCCUUGUAAGACUAUGCUGGUGGAUUAAGCCAUGGAAGAGCUCCUUCCCAUACUCAGUGAAUGAUGUCUUGAGGAACCCAUCAUGCUUAAUGUGGAGGGAGAUCUCACCUCACCUUCGGCCCACUCUAAAGCCAUCUCACCAAUGGGCUGCCCCACGAUCAUCCAUGCUAAAAUGGAAUGUCGAUGCUUCUUUUAACCCAAACUCUCACAGAUCUGCAAUAGGUGGGGUUCUCCGGAACGACCAAGGUGUCUUUGUAUGUGUCUUCUCCUGCCCUAUUCCUCCCAUGGAAAUAAACUCAGCGGAAGUACUGGCUAUCCACCGGGCCAUUCAAAUCACACUCAACAACGAUAAUUUCAAACUUUGCAGCAUCGAGAUUGAAUCAGAUUCCCAAAAUGCAGUGAAAUGGUGCUCGGAGGCGAAGGGAGGCCCUUGGAACCUAAACUUUAUCUUAAACUUUAUUAGAUCCGCUCCCAAAAGAGGUCUCUCCCUCUCAAUCGCGCAUAAAACAAGAAACACCAACCUUGUGGCAGAUGCACUAGCUAAGCAAGGGCUCUCAAGAGGAUCAGACUUCGUGGCAUGGCUCUAA
This is a messenger RNA of Beta vulgaris subsp. vulgaris (sugar beet), 5067 nucleotides long. RefSeq lists its product as uncharacterized. The record is from RefSeq and is a predicted model, not a curated record. Lineage: Eukaryota; Viridiplantae; Streptophyta; Magnoliopsida; Caryophyllales; Amaranthaceae. Gene Ontology annotation, molecular function: RNA-DNA hybrid ribonuclease activity; nucleic acid binding. The transcript is spliced from 2 exons. Bases 1 to 5067 code for a protein of 1688 amino acids.